Molecule: messenger RNA, 1182 nt
Organism: Cryptococcus deneoformans JEC21
Lineage: Eukaryota; Fungi; Basidiomycota; Tremellomycetes; Tremellales; Cryptococcaceae
Exons: 4
Coding region: 90-1154 (354 amino acids)
Source: RefSeq, a predicted model, not a curated record
UUUCGAUGAUUUUCAUUUCUUCGCCAUCUCGGACUCUCUUCUCGGCAACCAACGUCACCAUGACCACACUGGAAUAGUAUUUGAACAGGAUGACCUCCCCUUCACGUUCCCCAAGUCCGAAAGUCCCCCAGUGUCCCAAUGGACUCUUCCACUUUCCCACUGACUCUGCCCUCGUCACAGAUGCAGAUGAGGACGUGAUGGAAAUUUACAUGUGCCUCGCAACCAUGUCCGACAACACGGAUAAACAAGACAUCGGUAAAAGCUCUGAAGGACUCGGAUAUCUCGACUUGACCCGAUCUGUUCUUGAACUGCAACUCAAUCUUACAACUGUUUCAACAAAAGCAGUAGAAGAGGUAGAGUCUUAUCAUCAGCGGAAAGAUGCGAGGUCGAGAGGGAAGAGGGGGAAGAAGAAGGGGGUUGAGGAAAAUAAAGGGGUGCAAAGUGUUGAAGUCCGGUUACAGCAGGAUCUGACAGCUUUGAAGGGGCGUAAAGGUGAUACAGGUAGUGUUCUCUGGCGAAGCUCGCUCUAUUUGGCUCAUCACAUCCUAUCUCAAUAUUACCACCCUUCCACCGACACUACCCCUCUAUUGGACCCAUCAUUGCUAAAGUCGAGCCGUAUACUAGAGCUUGGAUGCGGUACAGGUCUGCUAGCCGUUCUAUUGAGCAGGAUAUGCGGACAAUACACCGCAUCCGAUAGGUUGGAGAACCUCAAACUCGUUCAGCGGAAUAUCGAGCUGAACGGUUUGACCGUUGGCGAUAGUAAAGCCAACACUCUCGGUUCUCUUCAAAAGUCAGUAAAACUGGAAGAAAUUGAUUGGGCGCAAGUGUCUGAGGAUGGCAAGAAACGAAACUCUCGACCUGAGCCGCAAAGGAACCAUGAAGAGUACGAUCUUGUGCUUGCAGUGGAUUGUAUCUACAAUGAAGCGCUAGUAAUCCCUCUUAUCGAUACCUUUGCUCGAUAUUGCCCAGUCGGUGGGCGGACGAUGGUCUGGGUGGUGGUAGAGUUACGCAGUGCGGACGUUAUGAGCACGUUUCUGGACAGCUGGUUGCAAGAUGCGAGUGGUCCAUGGACGAUCGUUCGAUUGGGCGAGGAUGCUAUGGGGGAUUGGGAUGGGAGGAGACCACGGUGGGCUGGAUGGGUUGGAUGGCGGUGAGACUCACUACAUUGCAGACAGUAGGGAG